CUUUAGGUGCAGUGGCGAGCCCUCAGUGGGGAGAAGUUCCUGAUGUUCUCUGAGACAUAUGCCCAAGAUGCUGAAGGACUGUACAGUGUGGAGGCUGCUCUGGUGGUGAGGGACAGCUCCUCAGGGAACGUGACCUGCUCGGUCCUCAACCCCAUCCUGGGCCAGGAGAAGGUGAUGGCCAUUUUCAUUCCAGAGCCCUUCUUCCCCCAGACUUCUCCCUGGAAGCCAGCUUUCAUGGUGACCCUGACCGUGCUGACACUCCUAAUCUUUGGGGCUGCCUACUACACUAAGAGAGAACAUACUGCAAAGCAGCAGGAGAGGCAGGAACGGGAGAAACUGCACAGGGACAAGGAGGAGGACCAGCAGACAAAGGAGAAGGUGCUGAAGGACAGAGGUAAGGCAGGACAGGGGUCAAGGCCUGUAAGUGUGGCAGCUGGUGCAGAGGAUGAGCCGACAGCAGGGCCCUUGGCCUGGAGCAAGUGGCUGAGGAGGUCCAGAGAUGACAGCCGGAGCUGUGGAGUCUCGAUGGAUCUGGAGUUAGGCCUUCUUCUAGGAUACAGAGAGGUCCUUUUGUGGGUUCUCCAGGUGCAGUCUUUGCUGUUCUUAGGGAUGAGAGUUCAUGCUUAUUUUCCACUUUCUUUCAGAUGAAUUCCAAGCAGAUAUUGCUGAGAACUUUCUAUGUCCCUUUUGUAGGAGACGUUCUGUGUUCUCAGCUCACUUGUUUCCUGUGUUGCCUUUCAGACUGGAGGAAAUCUGUUUACCUGUCUGGUAAGUAACUGUCCAGAUGUCCUUGGGUCACCUGUCACCUAAACCAAGGUGUCCCCUCUCCUUGUUUCAGGCACAGACAUGUGGACCCUUCCCUGGGGCAGAAGUGGAAGCUGGUGGGAGGCAGAACCUGCUCCAUGGGCUUUCCUCAUCUGGGCCUCUGCUUCCCACUCAGUGCUAGGGAACCUGGGGGUGAUGGUGCUUCCUGGAGUCUGUUGUGCAUCUUGGGUUUAUUCCAAUGUUGAUUUUCCUGUCACAUUGCUAGCUGAUUAGCCUUCAAUGCAAGGAGUUCUCAGCACCUGGGAGCCACAAGACAAUUGUACUUAUGUUGAAAUCUUGGUAUUUUAUUUCACCAUUUUACUCUUUGUUUCUUUAUUAUCCUUUUCUGCAUUUUGUUUUGAUUAAAUAUUUUUAAUUAUUCCGUUUUCUCCUCUGUUGGCUUUAGUGAUAUCUGGAUCAUGUUUCUCUAUUAUUAAUAGUACUUUUAUUAUUUGUUUACUGACUACUCUUGAGAUUCAGCUUUCUUUCUUUCUUUUUGGUUAUUUUUAAUGAUUGUAUCUUUCUCCUCUGCUAACUUUUUGUUAUGUAUAUAUCUAUACAUUUAUAUCUAUUUCUUUUUCAGUGUACCUAGAUACACAAUUAUUUCAAUUCAAUUGGCAGUCAAGCUAGAGAUUCAAUAUUUACUGUAUACUUACAGUCAUGUGGGUUUAUGAUAAUUUUCCUAAUUCUAUAUAAUAAAUCUU
Canis lupus familiaris (dog) is the source of this 1508-nucleotide messenger RNA. RefSeq names its product butyrophilin-like protein 1. The coding region runs from base 43 to 648 and encodes 201 amino acids. Gene Ontology annotation, cellular component: external side of plasma membrane. The transcript has 2 exons. Gene Ontology annotation, biological process: regulation of cytokine production; T cell receptor signaling pathway. Lineage: Eukaryota; Metazoa; Chordata; Mammalia; Carnivora; Canidae. The record is from RefSeq and is a predicted model, not a curated record. Gene Ontology annotation, molecular function: signaling receptor binding.